CCUGGUGAAUAGGAACCAGGAACGACCGGAGAACUGAAUAGUUAAAUUGCCUCUCGACUUGCAGCGUUUCUGUUAAGCCAUGAAUAUCUUCCUGGGUAUUUGUAAAACGUUGUUAGUGUGCUUGAGUCUUUGGACGCGUUCUGCAUUUUCUGAGGGAACAACUUCGAGCCCUACAAAAUGCCCUAAACAUCAAGGGAGCGAUCCAAGUGAUGUGAACGAUAGAGUGAGCAAAUUUGCCAACAAGGAUGCAUAUACCACACAUGAUCAGGAUUACAAAUAUAUCAUUAAUAUCUGUCCGAAAAACAGUGGAGACUCCAGAGCAGUUCAGCAACAUGGUUUUAAGUGGCCAGAUAGCAGUAAAUGGACUACAGUCGGACAAUAUGAAGGAGCUCAUGUUACUGGAGGAACUGACUGGCUGAUGAUAAAAUAUUUUCGUGGAGACAAGUACAUGCAUCACUGCUCUGGAGUAGACAGACUUGCUGUUAUAUUAAUAACUUGUGAUCCUGGUGAACAAAAGGGCACAAUGAAAAUUAUUGAGGAAUACAGAAAUAGAUCCUCAUCAACCAACCCACUUGAGUGUUACUAUCUGUUUGAACUUAAUCAUGAUGCUGCAUGUACGGUGAAGCCAAAGCAUCUGAGUGCAGGCUCUAUUUUUCUGAUAAUACUGAUUGUCACAGGUUCAGUUUAUUUAUCACUUGGCUUUUUGUACCAAAGAUAUGUAGUUGGUGCUAAAGGAUUGGAGCAAAUCCCUAACUAUACUUUUUGGUCGAACUUUGGGAGUCUGCAAGCUGAUGGAUGCAACUUCAUGUGUCGGUGUUCUGAGUCCCAUCCAACAAGAUACAAGACAAUGGAUGAUGCUCUAGCAGAUGAUGACCGUGAUGACACUUUGCUGCCAAUGUAGAGAUUUUAAGCUCAAGAUAGUUUGUUUAUACAUUUAGUUAUGGUUUUGUACCACACUUUCGGAAAAAUUCAAAUCCCCAACAUCCCCACCCCACCCAUGUAGGGCAUUACUCCCUUUUGUAUGACAGCUCAUUCCAGUAGACUUUAUGCAUCUGGGAGUCACGUGACUUACUCUGCUCUCCUUCUUAAGUUGUGGACUAUGAAUGCAAAGCAUAGUUUACAUAUUUUUCGCUCCUAAAAUUGCCACUUCAGUUGUUUCCUUGAAAAAUUAGAUGAGUUCAUGUGCAAAAUAAUCUGAGCUACAUGUAUGUGGCUGUUACAUACUGUGAACCUCGCGAACGAUUUACAAUUCAUGUUACUCGAGAUUGAAGACACAUCACGUGAGAAACGAGCCGAAUUCUGUAAGUUAUGUUACUCCCAGAUGCACAGGAACCAAACAGAUGGGAUUUGAGUCAUCAAAUGAGAGGUUUUUGAAUAACUCUGUGUCUGAAAGACUUGUUAGUUUCAUUCUUAUUCCACACUAAAGUCUUUCUAAAGAAAAAGUUCGCUUUGUAGUAAAUUUGUUGUGGAUUUUAGAGCACCUAUAGAAGUUUAACUAGCAAAAUAAUUGUUCCAUUUUGUAACAGGACCCCAUCCAACGGCUUUCCAAAUACAUUUAUUUGCCUCGCAGCUUGGGUCUGUCUUAAUUAACUAAAAGAUAUUUUUUACCUAGUUGUUUUGUCUGCAUGAGAAUAAAUCUCUUGAUAAGCAUCACUCACGAAAUUAUUUUUCCACCAGACAACUCUACCUGCCUCGUCUCCAGGCCCCUUACCGGUGACUUGCUCAGUGCCUGAUGGCAACAGGCCCAGAACUCUACGCGCACCGCGUUUUGAUCAAGAAGGGACACUUGGGGACGAGGCAGCAUCUAUACCAAGAUACUUUUGUUCCUGGCUUGGGACAAUUUUACAGGAGCUUUGUUGCGAUAUCUUAAGUCAUUUUUCUCAUAUGCAGAGUUUUAAACUCAAUUGAAGUAAGGAUGAUCUCGACUGAGGAAUAUUAAAUGGUUUACGAAUGGCAAACUUGAAAACAAAAACAAUGGCCAAUUUUUUUUUUUUUUUUGGAGAUUCUUGGUCUAAGAGAGUUCACAGUAACCCUAGUAAUUAAACUAGGAAAUGAAUAAAUUAAUGUCGACUUUAUAGUACACAAAAACCAGAGAUAAGCGCCGGCCUGAUUGGCCACUUAGCUCGCAUGCAGACUUGACCUUCCUUUAUGUACACUAAACGGCCUUUUAGAAAGGGCUUUUCUGAAGUAUUAAGUAUAAACAAAACUUUGCCCGUUGUGUGACAAAACAAAUUUUUAAAAACAUGCUAGUGAUAAUGAGUUCAUAAAACCAGCGUGGCACUGUAUGCUGUGAUUGUUAUACUCCCUUUAAAAUGUUAAGGUGAAAAACUUAGAUAUGAAAUUCUCUGUCAGUGAUUUUCCAAACGUAAAUCGCAUAUUCUAUUCGUGUUUUGGAUUUUUGCUGUCCCUGUUAAUUGUAGUACUUUAUUCCUGGGUUUGUUAAAUUUGUCCUAAUUGCAGUUGCUUGGUACAAUAAGUUUCUCUGUGUAUUGUAUUGUUUUAGAAAUUAGUUAAUAAAAGAGAAAGAAAUGUUAGUAUA
Molecule: messenger RNA, 2539 nt
Organism: Orbicella faveolata
Lineage: Eukaryota; Metazoa; Cnidaria; Anthozoa; Scleractinia; Merulinidae
Product: cation-dependent mannose-6-phosphate receptor-like
Biological process (GO): protein targeting to lysosome
Cellular component (GO): Golgi apparatus; trans-Golgi network; endosome
Molecular function (GO): protein domain specific binding
Source: RefSeq, a predicted model, not a curated record